Molecule: messenger RNA, 1403 nt
Organism: Hordeum vulgare subsp. vulgare (domesticated barley)
Lineage: Eukaryota; Viridiplantae; Streptophyta; Magnoliopsida; Poales; Poaceae
Product: glyoxylate/hydroxypyruvate reductase HPR3-like
Exons: 2
Coding region: 57-1049 (330 amino acids)
Cellular component (GO): cytosol
Molecular function (GO): hydroxypyruvate reductase [NAD(P)H] activity; glyoxylate reductase (NADPH) activity; NAD binding
Source: RefSeq, a predicted model, not a curated record
AUGAACAAAGCUUUCGCCUUUGUGCACCAGUGGUUACAACUCUCGAGCUCGCGGCUAUGUCGGCAGCCGGCGGCAAGCCGCACGUCCUGCUGCUCCGUCCCGUCGACGCGGCCUUUGCCGCCGCGCUGCGCGACCGCUACCGCGUCCUCGACCUGUACGCGCCGGGACAGACCCUCCCGGUCCUGGCCUUCGUCGCCGCGGCCGCCGCCGUGCCGGAGCCCCCGCGCGCCACGGUCAUCUGGGCCGGCGUGCGCGUGGACGCCUCGUUCCUCGAUGCCGCCCCUUCCCUCCGCUGUGUCGUCAGCACGGCCGCCGGGCUCGACCACAUCGACCUGGCCGAGUGUGCGCGCCGCGGCGUCGCCGUCGCCAACUCCGGGGAGGUCUACUCCACCGACGUCGCCGACCACGCCGUAGGCCUGCUUCUCGACGUGCUCCGGCGCGUGUCGGCGUCCGAGCAGUACGUCCGGCGCGGGUCCUGGCCGGCGCAGGGGGAUUAUCCUCUCGGAUCUAAGCUUGGUGGCAAGCGUGUUGGCAUCAUCGGCUUGGGGAACAUCGGCUCACGGAUUGCAAAGAGGCUUCAAGCUUUUGGCUGCAUCAUCCACUACAACUCGAGAAAACCAAAGGAUUCGGUCUCUUACAAAUACUUCCCAAAUGCUCAUGAUCUUGCUGCUGAAUCCGACGUGCUCGUUGUCGCGUGCGCACUGAACAAGGCCACGCAGCACAUCGUGAAUAAGGAUGUGCUAGAGGCUCUAGGAAAGGAUGGUGUGGUCGUCAACAUCGGCCGAGGAGCAAACAUCGACGAGGAGGAACUGGUCAUUGCACUCAGGGAGGGGAAGAUAGCAGGCGCGGGCCUUGAUGUCUUCGAGCACGAGCCCAAGGUGCCGGCAGAGCUGUUCUCCAUGGACAAUGUGGUUCUCUCGCCCCACGUGGCGGUGUUUACGGAGGAGUCCAGGUCGGACCUGUGUCUGCACACCAUUGGCAACCUUGAAGCCUUCUUCUCCGGUCAGCCAUUGCUCACUCCAGUGCAUGCUGAUUCUCUAGUGCAGUGAGGGCAAGUCUGGUCCUACUAGAUCUGUUUGGGAGUGAUAUUAUACAGAUUGCCACAAAUCCCUACCUAAGCAAAAUACCAAAAUGACGGAUAAGAUAUUCCAUGAAAGGCUAAGCCAUUUACCCCACAAAGGUGCCACUACUUCCUUCUCUCUUUAUUCUCUCUGUAGUCCUCUUUUCUUGAAUAAUAGAGUACAAAUUAUACACCUUUUAUUUGUAUUCUGCAUAAUCAAAUACGAGCCACCAAGGUGAUAACUGCAUGGUCCUUACCAUUAACAUGCUUAUCUGCUUUAUGUGCUGCUGCAUUUUGAUUUGAAUAUUAUUUCGCAACCAUUAGUAAUGCCUGGUUUAUAUAA